GCAAAACGUUCCGGCGCGGGGAAUCAUGUGUGUAUUGUAAACAUAUUGUAAACACUGCAGAAAAUUAAAAAAACAGUGCUGAUCCGCAAAUAUGGUUAAAGCGAUAGCAACAUUAAGAAUCACUUCACCAAUUUUUAGAAAAUUAUAUGGCCAUGGAAGUAAAUGUCAGCCAGUACGACAUAAAAGUAUUUCAUACUCUGGACAGCCACCACUCAAUGUUCCUCUACCAGGGCUUCCGACUCCUGUCUACAUAAGUGCAGAGCAAGCUGAUCACACACUGAAGAUGACAGUAUUAAAAAAUGGAAUGCGUGUUGCAACUAUCCCAUAUUUUGGAAACUAUUGUACUAUAGGAGUUAUCAUUGAUGCUGGAGCAAAACAUGCUGGUAACUACGUUGGAGGAAUUACCCACAUGCUUGAAAAACUAGCAUUCAAUAGGACACUUGCUUAUGACAGUAAAGACAGUAUUUUAUUGGACUUGGAGAGGUACGGAGGAAUAUGUGACUGUCAGGCUGACAGGGACUUUAUCCUGUAUGCUGUUUCUGCAGAAAGCCAAUCUGUAGAUCCUGUUACUCGAAUAUUGGCUGAAACAGUAGUUCGUGCGAAGAUCACAGAAACUGAGUUGAGAAAUGCUAUCAGUGCAGUGAGGUUUGAUGUAGAUACGUUAAUGUCAAAACCUGAGCAGGACCAAAACAUGACUGAAUUGAUACAUGCUGCUGCUUUUAAGGAUAAGACAUAUGGAUUACCAGCAAUAUUGCCUCUGGAAAACAUAAAAAGUAUAACGAAGGAACUGAUCUAUACAUAUAUGAAAAACUACUACACACCAUCUAGAAUGGUAUUGUGUGGUGUUGGUGUCGAUCACCAAACUACUGUAAAAGCAGCUGAAAAAUACUUCCAGGAUAUGCCACCGAUCUGGGAAGUAGAAAAGAAUCUUACAUUGGAAGGGAGCAAAUACGCUGCACAGGAGCUUACCCCAGAAUAUGUCGGUGGUAUAGCUUGGGACUGCUGUGAAAUACCGACAUAUGCUAAUGCGGAUCUUCCACAGUUAGCACAUGUGGUCAUUGCUCUCAAUGCAUUCCCGUAUGCAGAUCCAGAUUUCAUUUCACUGUGUGUUUUAAAUUUGAUGAUGGGUGGAGGCAACUCGUUCAGUGCUGGUGGCCCUGGAAAGGGAAUGUAUUCUCGGCUGUACAUAAAUGCUCUUAAUAGGCAUCACUGGAUGUUUUCGUGUUCUGCAUUUAAUCACUCAUACACCUCUUGCGGCUUGUUUGGAAUCCAUGCCAGUUCACCACCAGAUUAUUUAUCAAGACUGAUUUCAAUUAUUGUGAAAGAGCUUUGUGCAGUGGCUGUUGAUGAUAUUAGACAUCCUUUAAAGCGGGCAAAGGCCCAGUUGAGGUCACUGUACUUAAUGAAUCUAGAAUCAAGACCAAUGGUAUUUGAAGAUGUGGCAAGACAAGUCAUUGCCCUAGGUUCGUGGAAGGGCCGUGAUUAUUUCAUCAAAGAAAUGGAUAAAGUGACAGCACAUGAUGUACAACGUGUAGCAAGGCGCCUACUUGCUUCACAGCCAUCGGUCGCAGCUCGUGGUGAAAUUGCAGGAAUGCCUUCGUAUGAUGCAAUUUGUCAAAAAUUUAGAAGCUCUUUGAACUGAAGUAAUGUAUUAUGAACAUGAACAACAAACAUAAAUUAUUUCGCCUAAAAUGGAGCCAAAUUUUCGUAAACUGCGUUACUGUAUUGCAUUGUUUUAAUAUAUUGAAUGUAAGUUACCUGAAGGCUUAAUAUGUGUGUGUGUGUGUGUGUGUGUGUGUGUGUGUGUGUGUGUGUGUUUUUUCCAGCACACCUGUAAAUCACACCUUAUGGUGAAACUACAGGGCUGACUUCCAUCAAAAAUAAAAACUCGAGCUAUUUAUUCACAAUCAUGAUUUAUGUACAGUUACGAUAAAUAACAUCAAGUGAUAUUAUAAGGCACCAAGUUUAUAUUUAUAAUUAGUCACUUUAUUGUAUUUGUGUAAUUAUGUAGCAGAGCCCAGUGUUUACUGUAAAAAAAGUAAAAGCAAAGGUACAAUAUCAAGCUAUUUUUUUCAUUGUCUGUUUAUACUUUAUUUGUAUUGUUUUAAUAAUUUGAGCACAAGUGUGUGUGUGUGUGUGUGUGUGUGUGUGUGUGUGUGUGUGUGUGUGUGUUUUCCAGCACACCUGUAAAUCACACCUUAUGGUGAAACUACAGGGCUGACUUCCAUCAAAAAUAAAAACUCGAGCUAUUUAUUCACAAUCAUGAUUUAUGUACAGUUAUGAUAAAUAACAUCAAGUGAUAUUAUAAUGCACCAAGUUUAUAUUUAUAAUUAGUCACUUUAUUGUAUUUGUGUAAUUAUGUUGCAGAGCCCAGUGUUUACUGUAAAAAAAGUAAAGCAAAGAUACAAUAUCAAGCUAUUUUUUUCAUUGUCUGUUUGUACUUUAUUUGUAUUGUUUUAAUAUUUUGAGCACAAGUGUGUGUGUGUGUGUGUGUGUGUGUGUGUGUGUGUGUGUGUGUGUGGAUACUAUAAGAGUACACUGUACAAAAAGAAUAAACAAAGAUGACGACAAAACUUGGGUUAAAAUAUUGUACAAUGUGUCACAAGAGGUUACUUGCAUCACCAUUGUUGUUCACAGAUCAUGGUGAAAUUGUAAGCUUGAUUUCUGUUGAAAAUGUAAAAGCUUUAGAAAUAGAAGAUCUUUAAUUUGAAUUUGUACAACAAAGAUAAAUCAUCUCAUAUGAUAUGGAGUCAUGUUUUUGUGUACUGUCUAUGACUUUGUUGUAUUGUUUUAAUAUACUGAGUAUAACCUGCUACACUUUGUUUUUGUAUCAGUGUGCACACUCAUGUGCACAUCCAAAAUUUAUAACAAUGAAGAAGGCAUUAUAAGUUUCGUUUAUGCUGUUAUUCUGCCUAUUAAAUUCUUUACAGUAUACAGAUAUUGUACAUUUUGCUUUGUUCAUAUUGUUUUACAAUCAAAAUUACAACAGUGAUGAUCUGGGGUAUGAUUCAUGAGAGGAAAAAAAGCAAAGCCACCAAGAAAACCAUGUAAUAACCAUGGAUUAAUUCUUUUUGACCAAACAAAGUGGCACAGUGGUGAAGAGAUUGCACUCAUAUUCGGGAGGAUGCCAGUACAACUUACUUUCCUGACAUUCAGAUUCAGGGCUUCUGUAGUAACCCUAAACUGCUUAUGGCAAAUGAUGGGAUGGCUUCUUUGAUAAUGGCAUGAUGGAUUUUUUUCCCCAAUCCAAGCUUGUGCUCCUUCUCUAAUGGCCUUGGUGUCUGUGAGAUGUGAAACUGUAAUCUUCCUUUCUUAUCUUAAUUUUCUUUGCAAUUGAUUACAAUUACUAACACCAAUUGCCCACAACAGUUGUACACUUUUGGUGCUCAAAGAUAAUAAUAAAUGUCUUUCUUUUCCUGCUGAGUCGAUUAAUUGGAAUUGUACAUGAUCAUGUGGUUGCUCUAUUCUCUCUAUUAUUGUCCAUAGUUCUUCUGUAUAAUGACAUCAUUUACAGGCUGUUAAUCCCUAACUUAAUUCUUCACUUCCUUCCUUCUCUACCAAAUUUAUUCUCAUAUAUUAGAAGGUAUACCAGAAUUGACAGUCACUCUUUGAGUGCCAUAACUCAAAAAGCAACUCUGGAAACUUGGUCCUCUUGUAGUUUCCAAUUCUAUCAACAGAUGCCAAGUGUACAAAUGGCCUUUAAUAGUUGUGGAAGUGAAUGAGUACCAAUGGGACAGUUACACGAGAUGAAAUGAAGAAAAAUUAAA
Molecule: messenger RNA, 3767 nt
Organism: Schistocerca piceifrons (Central American locust)
Lineage: Eukaryota; Metazoa; Arthropoda; Insecta; Orthoptera; Acrididae
Product: mitochondrial-processing peptidase subunit alpha
Exons: 11
Coding region: 92-1642 (516 amino acids)
Cellular component (GO): mitochondrion
Molecular function (GO): metal ion binding
Source: RefSeq, a predicted model, not a curated record